GGUUGAGCGAGCAGCAGCAGCAGCAGCAGCAGCAGCGGCAGCGGCAGGCGGAGGAAAUCCACGUAGUAUAUCACAGUCAUGCACUAUACAACAGAUAGUAUGGAGCUGGAUUGCUUGUGAUUCUGAGGUUGCACAAUGAUGUGUAGAAGCUGUGUUAGACAAGCUUCCUUACCAUGUGUCCUGCUGCUCAGACUUUUGCUUCAAGCAUUGACCUGCCAUGGGACAAUAUGGAAUGAUUCAUUAUUAAAAGACCUACAGCAUCAGUGUCCCCUAGCUGAUCCACAUAUUUAUGAAGAUAAUGUUUUAUAUGGAGCUAAAGAUGCAGGAAGGUACGAUGUGAUAACUAAUGCAACUGGCUUGACUGCAUGUGUUCGUGCCUGCUGUAGUAAUAAAAAAUGCCAUGUGGCACUCCUGCAUAAGCAACAUUGUCUCAGUGUGGAAUGCAGGAAUGCUGCAGUGUGCCAACCUACUCCAGGUAAAGGAUCAUUGCUUGUGGUGGUCAGGAAAGUGGACAGUGGUAACUUAGAAGAUGAUGCACAGUGGAUAGGCCAGCCCAGUAACAAUAUGACACACAUGGAAUUUGAGAAAUCACCAACAGCAAGUAAUUCUGUAAAAAAAGAUAUGAAGUCCUCAGUGCUACUUACAGGCAACAUUAGAACAACAAAUGAUAAGAGAUGUGAAUUUGGUCUACAUCAGUGUAAGGAGAAUGAGGAAUGUGUGCCUUUUGGGAACAGAAGAAGAGAUGGAUUAUGUCAGUGCCGCUCUGGUUUUUAUAGAAACACAACUAUGGGGGAAUGUAUGAAGGAAGAACUUACAUCAACUUUGGCUCCCAAAGAAAAAUCUACCACACAUUCUUCUGAUGGGGAUGACGGCAAAAGUUCAGGUUUUGUUAGUUCAUUAUCCUCGACUGCUUUUUCUGGGGGGAGCCCCCAAUAA
Molecule: messenger RNA, 936 nt
Organism: Procambarus clarkii (red swamp crayfish)
Lineage: Eukaryota; Metazoa; Arthropoda; Malacostraca; Decapoda; Cambaridae
Source: RefSeq, a predicted model, not a curated record